AUGUCACCAAUUGAAAAGUUGUCAAACUCCGCCGCCACUGAUAAUGAAAGAAUAUCAGCAAGUUUCUACCGAACAGUCUAUCGACGUUGGAGCAACCGCCCAAUCGAAUUAUUAUGCCCCCUUUCAAAGCCAACCCGGCAAUUGUGGCACUCUUCUCAGGCUAUUUACAAAGUUGCUUUUGGAUGCCUUGAUGGCGUUGAGCAACAAAUUCUACUCCCAGUCUUUCCCGAUGUUGAAAACAUCACUUAUUCCGGCGAAAAUGCAACACACCAGGCGACCUGCACAUUCUCUCUCACUGGUGAAUUAAUCGAAGCUCAAGGUCACUUAAUGAGAGGAAAAGACCAAAGUCGAUUUGAGGUGGUACUGUUUACGAAGCCUGGAAUCCUUUUGACUUUCAACACUACUAUUUGUAAAACUGGGGUCAUUCGAAACGGUUCGUGCAGCAGCAUGGAUUCGUUGGGGACGAGUUUUACAGGCGAGCAGAUGAACAAACGCUACGUGGACCGCUUUGGCGUCCGGUACAGCGUUCGAGCACGUCACGGUGACAGACACCAGUGCAUGGUCAGCAUAGACCGCAAAGUGCAUUCAGUCGCCGUAUUUGUAAGAUCGGACUUAAACGAAUGCGAAAUGGCGGCCGCGGAGUCAGUGCAAUUGUGUCAGGGCGAAUGCUUAAAUCUUUAUCCCGGCUACCGAUGCUCCAACGACAGCUACUCGAUGCCCUGUGAAGACUUUAAGGCAGAUGGCUGGACGUGUCUGGGAGAAGAACGGAGGCUGUAUCCGCCAACAAGCGUGGAAUUGGACGGUGUUGGAACGUGUGAACUAAGCGCCAACGAGGGCCACAGUUUCUGUCCACUGGGUGUGAUGGACUGCAUCGACACGCCGUUUGGACCCAAGUGUCGAAGCGAGCUCCAACCUCCGUCCGACGAUGUUUCCGACCUUCUCGGUCCAGCCGAAAUCCAGGACGGGAAGGGAACGAUCGACGUUGGAUUGCUGCUUCGCAAAGCCUCUACAGACAAGAACUUGACGUACCUGGUCCGGAACUCCGCUGGAUUGCUUUUCAAGGACCCUGAUCAAUGGAUCAAUACGUUCUCAAGGAUCACAAGUAACUCCCUCCAGGCCCCAAAUUCUCUAUUUGAAGCGCGGGAGGACGUCAGCUCAGAGAACCUUCUUCAGUCCGUCGACAUGCUUCUAAACUUGCACAGGGAGAGAAUGGUGGCACUGGAGUCGCAGCACUCGCCCGCGCCGUAUCCGGCCACCUCGACUCCGGCCAAACCGAGUCAGCCGCGGUCAAUUUCGGCGUCGCUUGUCCUGCGGUCGGCGUCGGCACUGCUGAAUGUCUUCUCAGCGCUUUCCCCUGAACAAGACGGGCCGGAGGUGGACAAACAGGUGGCCGAGGAAUUCGUCAUCCACCGGAGCGGUUUGGAGCUUCGACGCAUCCGAGCAAGCCAGGAACCAAAUCAACUGCUGAAUGACUCAAUAGUUGUCACCUCGUUCUCAAAUACGUCCGACCUGGGAACUGCGCUAGUGGUGACCAUUCCCGCGAAGAAAUUGGAGCCCUUUUUGAAGCGGUCAAAUUUGACUGGGGGAGUCAAUGCCUCUCUAAGUGGGUCCCUGCCUGCCGAGGCCGAUUUUGCCAAUUUGGACUCUGAUGUCUACAUAAUUCACUCUUCGAAGCUCAUAAGCCACUUUCGGCUAAGGAUGGCAUCUAAGGAGGAGCAUCAACUGGACGUCACUUGCCGGAUCUGGGACAUGCUAAAUUACCAAGACAACUCGUUUGCCUCGCACAACUGCCAAACGCAUUGGAUUGGCGGGAAAUACUAUGAAUGUCGAUGUGUGCCAACGCGGUCUGGAACGUUUGCCGUCGGUUUGGUCUACAUUAUGAGCAGCAAAGAUCUCAAGUCACGACUUCUGAGGCAAAUUUCUUCCCCCCUGAAACGUCGCUUCUCCCGAGAGUGCAGUCCGUUAACGGUGUUGUUUAAAUCACUUCGCCUAAGCGCGGCGGUCGUUCAAAGUUCGUGUUUGCCCUCUUCGCGUGAGCCGCCAUUGCGUGCAAACACCCAGGACCUCAAGAACUACGGAGCGUCCAUAACCAUCGUGAAUUACGUCUGUUCUGUCGUCACCGUGAUUGCCCUCUCUCUCUUCCUCUUCUUCACUCGCUUCGUGAUGCAUCAGAGGCACUCCACGUCCAACUGCCAUUCGUCGAUCGGAAAAAAGAUACUGGAGGGAACGCCGGUUCCGACGAGGGUGGGACGGUGGCAGUGA
Molecule: messenger RNA, 2262 nt
Organism: Mesocestoides corti
Lineage: Eukaryota; Metazoa; Platyhelminthes; Cestoda; Cyclophyllidea; Mesocestoididae
Source: the annotation of a GenBank genome assembly